UAACCUGCAUUACAAACCCCUUUCCUCCCUCCUUUCAAGGCUGCCUUGGUUUCUCCUGUUGACGCGUUUCUUGCAGAGCAGAUGGCUUUACACAUAAAUCCUAUUAGAAACUUUCUGCUGAUGGAGACACCACACUGUGUUCUGGGCUCUCUUGCUGUUUUAUUAUCUAUGUGAGAAACCCGCUAUUCCUAUUUUCUAUCCUUGAACCUGUGCGUCUUAAUUUGAAGGGCAAGCCAUGUCUGCAGAAAAGAAACCAAAAAAGAAGAGAGAGCAGGCCAACUGUACGUCCGAAACCAAAUUAAAUGGAACUGAGACCAAACCUAAAAAAACCAAGACAAAGAAGAAAGAAGACGCAGCAGAAGAUGACACCUCCAACACCCAAAGUGGGAAGAAAGUGAAGAAAAAGAAACCAGAAAAAGACAAAGAGGAACCUGAGAAAGAUAAGGAGAAAGAAAGAAAAAAGAAAGCCAAAAGUGCUCCAAAAAAGAAAAAAGCCUCAGACACUGAAGAUGAUGAGGAGGAGGAGGAGGACACCCCAAAAAAGAAAACGAAGAAAAAAACAACAAAAGAGAGCUCUCCAUCUGCAAGUGUUGUCAAGGAGAGAAAAUCGAAAUCUAAAGAGGACAAAGAUUCUGAUGCCAAAGAUAAAAAGUCAAAGUCAAAGGACAAGGACAAGGACAAGAAGAAAGAACCAGCUUCGAUGUUCAUGAUAAAUGGGGACAAAGAUUCUAAAAGCAAAAAGAAAGCUGCCAAGUCAGAGAGUGAUGACAGUGAAGAGGAGACAAAGUUAACCAAAUCAAAAAAGAAAUCUACCACUGGUUCGGCAUCUAUGUUUCAGACAACAGCAGAUAAGGACAAAGAGAAAAAGACAAAGAAAAAAGGAAAGGUAGAGGAGAGUGAUGAAUCUGAUUCAGAGAAAGAAGAAAAGUCCAAGAAAAAGAAAGGCAAAGGAAAGAAGAAGAAGGAGAGAUCUCCCUCACCUGAGAUAGAGUUUGAUGACUUGGAGACAUUUGUAAUGGAGCCAGCUCCACAGGGUGUGACGGUUAAAUGCAGAGUGACGCGAGACCAGAGAGGGAUGGACAAGAGCCUCUACCCACUGUAUUAUCUUCAUCUAGACAAUGAGAAAAAGACAUUUCUGUUGGCUGGAAGAAAAAGAAAGAAAAGCACAACUUCAAAUUACCUCAUCUCCAUUGAUGCCACGGACUUAUCAAGAGGUGGUGAGAAUUUUGUCGGAAAGUUAAGGUCCAAUUUAAUGGGGACUAAAUUCACUGUGUUUGACAAUGCUCUAAAUCCAGAAAGAGCUCUGCCAGAUAUGUCUAAUGCAAGGCAAGAGUUAGCUGGCAUCAUCUACGAAACAAAUGUCUUAGGAAUGAAAGGACCCAGACGAAUGACAGUCGUCAUUCCAGGAAUGAGCAAGGACAAUAAGAGAGUACCGCUCAGACCCAGAAAUGAAUGUGACGGCUUGUUGGUAAGGUACCAGAAUAGAAGGACGGAAAAUCUGAUUGAGCUUCACAACAAGACGCCCGUGUGGAACGAAGACACUGCUUCUCAUGUGCUCAAUUUCAACGGCCGAGUCACACAAGCCUCUGUUAAGAACUUCCAGAUAGUUCACAACAAGGACUUGGACUACAUUGUGAUGCAGUUUGGAAGAAUAGCUGACGAUAUUUUCACAUUGGAUUAUAACUACCCCAUGUGCGCCGUGCAGGCCUUUGCCAUCGCACUCUCCAGCUUCGAUGGCAAAAUUGCUUGUGAAUAAUCCAGAGAUUAUCAGAUGUCCACAACUACUGAAUCCUGAAAGCAGCAAGUUCAUGCCAACCUGUGACUCUGGACUUUCCUGCACUAUAAGAGAUGGGUAGUGGUAAUCAACGGCUGAUCCCUGCUACCGUAUUGCACCUUUUUGCCAUGCAAGUCCCCUCCUAGAGGUGUCUGAAGCAAGAUCAACAUUUGCAACAUAAUCUGAUCCUGCAGGGCUCUUUGUUUUGGUAACUCAGAGGAAAUAUCAGAAUUAGUGUGGACCACGAAAUGUCAGGAAUGUCUUGAGGACUAAUAAGGUUUGCAGUGGAUGAUAAACCCUCUGAAAGAUGACAGUGCUGUUACCUUAUUUAAAGAUUUUUAACUUUAUGUCCUUCUUUUCUUUUUUAUGUUAUGCUGUGAUGUAUCCUGUUUCUAUGUAGGGUUAGUUCUAAAAGAGUUUAUUGUUUCUUGUGUCAAUGAGAAAGCAAAUAAACUACAUUUUACUAUGAUUGACAAUGGUUUCUGUAAGACAAACAUCUUAUAACAAUGUAAGAGCAACAGUUUGUGACAUUUGGCUCAGUUUUCUUUUGUCUGUAUCACUAAUAUUUAUAAUAUAUUAUUAUUUAAGCUUUCUGCAUCCCUGAUUUUUUUUCUAAAUGACAUGAGUAUGAAAAAACAGGUAUCAUGUUUAAAGUAGCAUUCAUAAAAGAAGUGUAGCAUCUUUGAAACUGUUUGUCUAUUGUAGGUAUCCGUUAUUGUGAUGAUUCAAUCUCUUCAUUCAAUAAUAAGCUCUUGUAGUUUUUUUUAGACAUCAUUCUUGUACUUUUUCACUAUGCCUUUGUUUUUCUGUGCUUAUUGUAAUGAUGUGUGAAUUAAACCUCCUUGAUUACAGACAA
Messenger RNA from Girardinichthys multiradiatus, 2630 nucleotides. RefSeq names its product tubby-related protein 1-like. Gene Ontology annotation, cellular component: cilium. Gene Ontology annotation, molecular function: actin filament binding. Bases 236 to 1756 code for a protein of 506 amino acids. The transcript is spliced from 13 exons. The record is from RefSeq and is a predicted model, not a curated record. Gene Ontology annotation, biological process: protein localization to cilium. Lineage: Eukaryota; Metazoa; Chordata; Actinopteri; Cyprinodontiformes; Goodeidae.